AUGUCAAUUGGAAAUUUCCGCGAUAACGUGAAAGAACUGGAUCUGAUUAUAAAAAGGGAUGGUAGAGAGCACAUGCUCACAUGUACGAUGCUAGAGUUUUCGGACAAACUCAUCAUUCAUUUGUCAAUGAAUGGGGAAACCGACAUCUCGUAUGACAUUCAAAUCCCAGAAAAGAACGACUUGAAAAAGCCACUACGAAGGUACGAUUUUGACGAAGAGAAAGAGCAAGAAGAACUAGAGAAUACAAUAAUCCCUAUUGUUCUCAUUGGGUCCGGGAAUAACAUGAAAAUGCAAGUCCUCUCGUCGCAGAUAGGUCACACGAUAAGCCAACUUUCUAACAAAAACAUAAUUCUCAACAUCAGCGGCAAGCUUUUUGGCCGGGCAUACCUUGACGAGUACCGCCCUGGCGACUCUGUGCUUGUUCAACAGUGCUUGCACCUUGCCACUGAGACGUACCAAUCUCAAAGACCAGCCGCUGACGUAAGCCCGAGUUGA
Pichia membranifaciens NRRL Y-2026 is the source of this 495-nucleotide messenger RNA. RefSeq lists its product as hypothetical. The record is from RefSeq and is a predicted model, not a curated record. The coding region runs from base 1 to 495 and encodes 164 amino acids. Lineage: Eukaryota; Fungi; Ascomycota; Pichiomycetes; Pichiales; Pichiaceae. The transcript has a single exon.